AUGCCGAGCAAGUUGAAGCUGCUCAAGCCGCAGCUCAAGCCUCCAAGGACCCGUCGCUUCUCUCAAAAAACCUUCGAACUCUAUCCAAACUACCAUUUCGUUGGGCACAUUUUGGGACCACGUGGCACCACUGCGAAGCAAUUGGAAACCGCCACCGGCUGCAAAAUCAUUAUUCAUGGGCGAAAAGCGUCGGGAACCGGAAGUUCCGUCGCCACCGCGAAUGAGCCAUUGAGCGUUGAGUUGACAUGUUCGGCGAGUUUGCCGGAUGCGGCCCAGAAGUUGGAGAUGGGUGUCAGUGUGAUUGAGGGGUUGUUAGUGCCACCGGUGAGUAUUUGAAGCUGAAAUUGUUUUCAAAACGUGCUUUUCGUGUAUUAUCGAAAAUCUCCACGCGCUCCACCGAAAUAAACACGCAACGCUCAUUUUUUUUACGGCCGCCACAUUUUUCAAUUUCGAUAAUAGUGAUUCACGAACGUUUUUUAACGUUAAAAAACAAAAAAAGUGAUUCACAAACGGUAUUUUAUUCAUUUUUUCAAUUAUUUUUCUCAACACAUUGAAUAAAGUGAAGCAAAACGCAUUUUAGUGUCCAGAAAUGCUAUUUCAAGAUCUUUUCUAAUCAGCCUGAAAACAAAUCAGCCUUGAUUUCGAAAAUUGAUUUGUCAUUUAGGCUGAUUAGAAGGUCUUAAAAUAUCAUUUCUGGACACUAAAAUGUGUUUUAGCUUCACUUUAUUCAAUGUGUUAAGAAAAUGGUGAAAAAAUGAAUAAAAAUACCGUUCGUGAAUCAUUUUUUGGGUUUUUCAACGUUAAAAAAUGUUUUUUUUUCAGUUUUUGAAGCGUUCUAGCUCCAAAAUCAUCAAUUUUUCUAGGCUGAUGGUCAAGACGAGUUGAAACGCCAACAAUUGAUGAUUCUUGCCAAUAUGAAUGGAACUUAUCGAUCAGCUGCAGCAAUUGCAGCAGCCGCUGCGAAUUCGACAGCUUCAGGAGGAGUUGGAGAUUAUCAAUUUGAAAGUGAGCAAGCAAAACUAGAAAAUCCCCCAACAAAUUAUAUUUUUUUUGCAGAUCUUCUGCCAUUUGGCUAUCGUCUUCCAACCGUCGGUCCGAAUUGUCAUCACGAGAAGAUGGUCAAAUCGUUGUUGUCGAUGGGAUUGCCGAAUUCGAAGCCGCCGAUUGUCGAAAAUACGGAUUGUUCGAAUCCGAGAUGCGCGGUGGAUAUGGAUCGAAUUGUGAUUGAGGGGUCGUUGGUGCCACCGGUGAGAUUUUGAAAUCAGUAAUUGAAAUAUGGUGGAGAAAUCAACAUUUUGAAGCUGAAAUUGCACGAGAUUUCAGCACUAGCCAUCUAGGAAGCUUCAAAAACUGAAAAUCAUUGUGCAGUGAUUCACGAAAUAAAAAAUCGUUUUUUUAAUAAUCUGAAAGUUAUCAAAUUUCUUGUCAAAAAUUUGAAUUUCGCAGCCAUUUCCCCCUAAUUUUCACCCAAAAAAUUAUGCGCCAAAACUGUUUUUUCAACGACUCAAUUUUAUUAAUUUUAUCAAAAUUUCAUUGAAACGGCUAAUUUGAUUUCACAGGAUUUUUUCUGGAAAUUGCGAAUUUUUUGGUUCAAAGCUUGAGAAAUUCGAGUUUUCAUUGAGAGUUUGCAAAUUUUCGAAGAAUUCGGCUGAAAUUUCAAAAUCUAUUCCGAAUUUGAUAAUUUUCAGUGUCAGAAGCUGAAAUUCACAUUUUCUGGUGGAAAACCUUCAGAACUCCAAAAAUCAUCAAUUUUUCGAAUUUCACCUCUAAAUCUGGGAAAAUUUGUGAUUUUUGGAGUUCUGGAGGUUAAAAGGAAUAGAAUGUUCUAGAAUUCCACUAGAAAAUGUGAAUUUUAGAUUCUGAAACUGAAAAUUGACAAAUUUUGAAAUUCCCGCCAAUUUCUUUGAAAAUUCGCAAACUUUUAAUGAAAAACACACCUCGGCCAAAAUCGUCAAAAUCGACAAUGUUCCCCAUAUCAAAAAAACUUGGUUUCUAUAAAAAUAUUUUUUGGUCGGAAUGUGCCUUUGAAAGUCAUUUUUAGGUCAAAAGGGUUUCACCACGGUGUUCCUCGUGUCGAAAAACCACUAAUCUUCAAAUUUCAAAAAAAAAUGAUUUUUCGUGUUUACUGCUUUUAAAAAACGAGUUUUGAGUCGAAUGGUCAGCCCCACAUAACUCCCCGUACCGAAAAACAUCGAAACACAAUUUUUCUAAAAAAUUUUUUUUGAGUGAUGGGGUCCUUUGAAAAAGAUUUUCAGAUAAAAUAAUUAUCACCACAUGAUUUCCCAUACUCGAAAACCCAAAAAUCCCGAUUUUCAGCCUAUGAAACCGAUUCCUCCACAAUACGCAAAAAAUAGGCUGCUGUAUACAUUAUUGACUAAGUGAGUUUUAAUUUUCUUUUUUGGGAAUAAAUUACAACCUCUUUCUGUAGGUACUGUAUUUUAUGCACUUUUCGGAAUUUGCAUGCUUCAUUAUCUUCUUUUUCAUUUAGAUCACUUUUAGUUUGGGUAAUUUUUGGGAGAGAAUUUUGAAACUUCGAGAAAAUUCAUUUUUCUAGUAAAAAAUGAAGCAGAUCUGUCGUUUUCGGGCAGCCGGGCCGGGCUGGUCCUUCUAAAUUCAAAAAAUGAGGACUAUUUCGGCCCUCCGGCCCUUUUUUUUUACUACAGGCCCUUUUUCGGCCCUUCAUAAAUUUUUGAUGACAAUUCGGAAUUUUUACAAAUGGAUGAUUUUGCUCAAAUUUUUGCAUUUGGGCAAAUUUCGUAAAUCAGAACAACUUAUAUUGGUGUUAUUGCACCAACAUUUCUUCGAAGAACUGUUUUGGUGCAGGAUCGUAAUGGUGAAACACCAUAAUUUGAGAAAAUUUUAGAACUGUAUCAAAUCCAGCAUUAGAUACACAAAAUUCGACAAUUUUCUUACGCCAAAAUGCAAAAAUUCGAAAGAGACACCAUAAAAAUAGUGAAUUUACACAAUAAAAUGUGUAGGAAAAGCCGGGCUGAACCAGCCCAUCUCUCACUAUUCGGGCUGGCUAGGCCGGCCCUUCAAAUGCUGGCCCGAGGGCCGCAAAUAGCCGUAAAACGACAGGUCUGCAAUGAAGUUUUUCUGGUCCCAAAAUCUAUGUUCCUUUAAAGGGGUUGUCUUUCUACCAGGCAAGAUUAGCUAAAUAGCUUGGGCUAACGUGCUUCUUGAACAUUCCGUGUUCAGAAAAAUUUAUUGGUGCGCGCUUUUUGCGAAAAACACAAGCCGCUAAAACGUCAAAACUAGGAAAGAAAGCAAAAACCAGACUUUUGAAGAAAUUAUUUUUCUACCAAAAAAUGUCUCCUCAAAAAUCCAAUAUUUCCAGGACUGAUGUGACGGCAGAGAACGAAUACAAAUUCAUUUUGGAUACAUUUGUUUCUUUUAUAAUUGAGUGCAUCAAAAGCGAGGGAGUCAACAAGAAGAAAUUGAUACAAUCAUUAAAACUUUGUUUGGAAACACAAGAAAUAAGCAAGCAUUUGUCUCCAAAUUUGCGAGAAGGUUAGGAAAUUUGAGAUAGGGGGUUUAAAAAUAGAAAUCUGCUUUUGGAUUUCUAGGCCAGAAAAAUGCGAUUUUUUCGAGUGUAAAUAUGUCUAGGUGGUCUAGAAAUCCGGAUUUGGGUUUCUAGGCCCUGAAAAUUACGAUUUUUUUGAGUCUAAAUUCGCCUAGGUGGCCUAGAAAUCUGCAUUUGGGUUUCUAGGCCAAAAAUUUGUGAAUUUUUUAGUCUAAAUUCGCCUAGGUGGCCUAGAAAUCUGCAUUUGGGUUUCUAGGCCAAAAAUUUGUGAUUUUUUGAGUCUAAAUUCGCCUAGGUGGCCUAGAAAUCUGCAUUUGGGUUUCUAGGCCAAAAAUUUGUGAUUUUUUGAGUGUAAAUUCGCCUAGGUGGCCUAGAAAUCUGCAUUUGGGUUUCUAGGCCAAAAAUUUGUGAUUUUUUGAGUGUAAAUUCGCCUAGGUGGCCUAUAAAUCUGCUCUUGGAUUUCUAGGCCCUGAUUGCGGGUUUUCCAAACCUAAAUACCUCAAGGUCCUAUGCAAAGCAUAACUUUGGUUUCCAAGCCCAAAUUUUCCAGAUGGCCUAGAAUUUCCAUUUGAAUUUCUAGGCCAUCAAAACCCUUUGAAAAUCCAAAAACCCCCCUAAUUUUACAGAUAUGUUGGAAGCCACUCAAGAAUCGAUUGAUUUACCGGAACAGGUUGAGGUGUCUACCGGUGAGAACGGUAGACAGAUUGCGUGAGUGCUUUUUUGUUUUGGGAGAAAUUUGCGAUUUUUUGAACCUAAAUAUGAUUUAUUUUGAAAAAAACUUUAAAUUUGAAAAAUUUGGCAGUUUUUGAGCCCAAACAUGGGAUUUUUUGGGAAUUUUUGAUUUUUCGUGAAUUUUGGGAUUUUUUGAACCUAAACAUGAUGUACGUAUUUUUGGAAAAAAGUGGAAUUUUUUGAAUCAGAAAAAAACUUGAUUUUUCAUUGAAAAACUAAAUUUAAAUCUGAAAAUUAAAAAGAAAAUUGAAAUUUUAAAAAUUUGGGAGUUUUUUGAGCCCGAACAUGAUGUAUUUUGAAAAAUUGAUUUUUUUGAGAAAUUUCGAAUUUUUUGAAUCAGAAAAACUUGAUUUUUCAUUACAAAUUUGAAUUUUCAAGCUGAAAAUUGAGAAGAAAUUUCAAAUUUAAAAAAUUUGCUUUUUUUCGAGCCUGAAAAUCAGAUAUUUUUGAGAAAAUUUUUGAUUCAUUUGAAAAUUUAAAUUUUUCAUAGCAAAUUUUGAAUUUUCAAGCUGAAAUUUUAAAAGAAAAUUCAAAUUUGAAAAUUUUGGCUAUUUUUUGAGCCCAAGAUAUUUUUGGGAAAAUUCAGAAAAACUUGAUUUUUGAUAACAAAUUUGAAAUUUCAAGCUCAAAAUUAAGAAGAAAAUUCAAAUUCAAAAAUGGGAUUUUUCGAGCCUGAACAUCAGAUAUUUUUGGGGAAAUUUUUUGAUUCAUAUGAAAAUCUAAAUUUAAGCCUGAAAAUUGGGUUUUUGUCAAAAUUCUGAACUUUCUGAAAAAAAAAAUCCACCAGAAGAUUUAUCAUAAACCUUAAAAAAAUGCUUAAAAAAUCUGAAUUUCCAAAUUUUUUCCAGAAGAGUUAUCAAAUCAUCACAAGUGAAACAUACGGUUCAAACGCAAUCAAUCCAAAACUACAUUGUCGAUGGAGAUCAGGUUCCAGUUGGAGUUGUUGAAGUUGAACGAAGUCGCGAACAAUUGACGCCGAUUGGUCAACAAGGUUGGGAAUUUUUGGGAUUUUUUGGGGAUUUCUGUGGAAAAAAUCGUGAUUUUUUGAUAUAAAAUAGGAAAAUUGAUCAAAAAUUCACCAAAACCCCUUGAUUUUCCAGCCGGAACAUCGGACAAAAAUGGAAUUGUUGAAACGCAAACCCGAACUAUGACUUAUGAAGCUGCGGCUUCGGAAGGUGGAGUUCCACCGCCAGGAUGGGAUGAACAAGUGAGCAUUUUUUUUUGCAAAAAAAAUUUCUUGAAAUUUGAAUUUUGCGCGAGUUUUCAGUGUUGAAAUUCGGGAUAAAAUCAGAAUUUUAAAGCAAAAUCUUUGAAAAAUUGUUGAAACGUAAUUUUUCCGGGGAAUUUUUUUAAAAUUUUGAAACGUUUUUUUCCAAAAUAAUCGAAAAAUUCAAGAUUUUUCACAGAAAAAAUCCAGAAAUUUCAAAAAAUUUAUAUUUUUAGGGUCUCGGUGAAUAUGUGUCGUCGAAAAGUGUAACGCAAGGAAAUCGUACAAUCGAGACGAUCACCUACAAAACGGAAAAGGAUGGAAUCAUCGAGACGCACGUCGAACAUCGAGUCACAAUUCAUUCGGAUGGAGAUAUUGAUCAUGAUGCGGUGAGCGACGAAAAAUUCGGGAUUUUUUGAGUGUAAAUAUGUCUAGGUGGCCUAGAAAUCCGGAUUUGGGUUUCUAGGCCAGAAAAAUGCGAUUUUUUGAGUGUAAAUUCGCCUAGGUGGCCUAGAAAUCUGCUCUUGGAUUUCUAGGCCCUGAAAAUUGCGGUUUUUUGAAUGUAAGUAUGUCUAGUUGGCCUAGAAAUCUGCUCUUGAAUUUUUAGGCCAAAAAUUUGUGACUGAAAAUGCGGUUUUUUGAGUCUGAGUGGCCUAGAAAUCUGCAUUUGGGUUUCUAGGCCAGAAAAUUUGUGAUUUUUUGAGUCUAAAUUCGCCCAUAUGGCCUAGAAAUCUGCAUUUGGGUUUCUAGGCCAAAAAUUUGUGAUUUUUUGAGUAUAAAUAUGUCUAGGUGGCCUAGAUAUCCGGAUUUGGGGUUCUAGGCCAGAAAAAUGCGAUUUUUUGAGCCUAAAUUUGCCUAGGUGGACUAGAAAUCUGCAUUUGGAUUUCUAGGCCCUGAAAAUUGCGGUUUUUUAAGUCUAAAUCCGCCCAUGUGGCCUAGAAAUCUGGUCUUGGAUUUCUAGGCCGGAAAUUUGUGAUUUUUUGAGUGUAAAUAUGUCUAGGUGGCCUAGAUAUCCGGAUUUGGGUUUCUAGGCCAAAAAUUUGUGAUUUUUUGAGUCUAAAUUCGCCUAGGUGGCCUAGAAAUCUGCUCUUGAAUUUCUAGGCCAGAAAAAUGCGGUUUUUUGAGUGUAAAUAUGUCUAGGUGGCCUAGAAAUCUGCAUUUGGGUUUCUAGGCCCUGAAAAUUGCAAAUUUUCUAACCUAAAUACCUCAAGGUCCUAUGGAAAGCAUAACUUUUGGUUUUCAAGCCCAAAUUUUCCAGAUGGCCUAGAAUUUCCAUUUGAAUUUCUAGGCCAUCCGUUUAAAAUUCAAAAAACCCCCAAAUUUUACAGGAAUUGAGUCAAGCAAUUUUGGAAGCCACUCAAAUGAACCCGGACAUGGUUGUUGAGAAAAUUGAAGUUCGUCAAGAAUCGACCCAAUAAACGAGAAUCCCCCCUUCAAAAAUGCAUUCCUAACGUUAUUUUUUUACCUUAUUUUUUUCCUUAUUUUUUCUUAUAACUACAUAUAAUAUGGUGUUAAAACAACGGUCCCCCCUUAUUUUUUUCCCCAAAAAAGUUGUGCCCCCCCGUUUUUUUUGAGCGUGUGGAAGAAUUCCAUCUGUGUGUAGAUCUACCUAUUGUAAUUUAGCGAAAAACGAACGAAAAUCCCGCUUUUUUUCCUAUUUUUUCAAGCCAAGGAGGCUUCUCUAGAAAAAUCACCGAAUUUUGUUGUGAAGUUAAUUAGUUGUGAUGUGGUUGGUCCGGUUUGGUGUAUUUUUGUAAAGUCCCCCUGGCUUCGCCCCAUUUUUCUAUCCCGGGCAAAACUUCUCGCAAAAUCCAAUAUUUUUCCCCCUAGUUUUGUUAGGUCUCCACGAUGUUUGAGUUUCCCCCGCCUCAAUUUGGCACUAUAAAACUUGAAAAUUUCUCUGAUUUUAUAAGCUUUAUGUGUGCGAUUUUCAUUUAUUUAACCAACCACACGAUUUUUCUUCUUUCUUUCUCUAUUUUUUGACACCAAAUAAAUGCUUUUAUCUUUUUUUUGGGAAAAAUUGAAGGAAAAUUACAGAAAAUUUGAUGUAAAAUGUGCCAGGCUUGCAUUUUCCCAAAGCUCCGCCCAUUUUCAGACUGCAAAUCCACCCGAAAACGCUGAAAAUCACGAAUUUCCAGCAAAAAAACAACAUGCGCGGUCUCGUGUACUUCUCCCGGACAAUGUGUGGCCUAGGCGCCGACAAAAAACUCGUCCCCCGAAAUUUUUUCGAAAAUUUUUUCGCAAAAAAAAAGAUUUUCGAAUUUUCACGUGAACGCCAACACUGAAACGUGAUGAUGACGAUGGCAAUUCCACGUCAUUUGAAGUGGAUUUCGGGCGGUGUAGAUUAGAAAUCAGUUCACAAUCAGAUUAGAUUAGAAAUCGUGAGUUUUUCAGAGCUUUUUGUUCUCAAAGAAAUUUUUGUUGUUUUUUGCAGGAACAAAGAAGAUGCAAGCGUUCGGCGAUUCUUCAUCAACCACCAACAUUCCGCAAAAACUCGAAAAGUUCUUGACGCCACCGCAAACCGAAGACAAAUACGGGCAGACGACGAUCUCGAUCUCAUCGAGCUCGGCUCAUUCGGAGCACAACACGCCGAGCUAUAUUGAAUCGUUGAAAGAGGAGCGAAAACUAUUGUCUAGUCACAGUGAAUUGACGCAUGUUUUCGAUUUGAUCGACAAGGAAAUUAAGAGAUUAUCGAAUGCGGAGCAAGUUGAAGCUGCUCAGGCCGCUGCUCAAGCUUCCAAGGACCCGUCGCUUCUCUCAAAAACCUUGCUCGUGCCUGUUGAACUCUAUCCAAACUACAAUUUCGUUGGGCGCAUUUUGGGACCACGCGGAACCACUGCAAAGCAAUUGGAAACUGCCACCGGCUGCAAAAUCAUUAUUCAUGGGCGAAAAGCGUCGGGAACCGGAAGUUCCGUCGCCACCGCGAAUGAGCCAUUGAGCGUUGAGUUGACGUGUUCGGCGAGUUUGCCGGAUGCGGCCCAGAAGCUGGAGAUGGGUGUCAGUGUGAUUGAGGCGUUGUUGGUGCCACCGGUGAGGAUUUUGAAGCGCUCCACCGAAAUAAACACGCAACGCAGACCGCGCCGCGCUACAACACACACAAAUUCAAAUUCCCUCCCUUUUUUGUGUGUGUUGUGGCGCGGCGCGGUUUGCGUUGCGUGUUUAUUUCGGUGGAGCGCGCGGAGAUUUAUUAGCCAUCUAGAAAGCUUCAUUGUCGAAAUUGAAAAAUGUGCAGAAUUGAAUUGGACUUCGUCAGUCGCGUGCGGUUGUGCGGCGCGGUCGGGAAAAAAUGAAUUAUUGAUUGUUUUUCGACCGCGCCGCACAGCCGCACGCGACUGACGAAGUCCAAUUCAAUUCUUCAUUGGUUUUCAUUUUUUACGGCGGCCACAUUUUUCAAUUUUGACAAUAUUAAUUCACGAACGUUUUUUAACGUUAAAAACCCCAAAAAAGUGAUUUGCGAACGGUAUUUUUAUUCAUUUUGAAUAAAGUGAAGCUAAAACGCAUUUUAGUGUCCAGAAAUGCUAUUUUAAGAUCUUCUAAUCAGCCGAAAAGACAAAUCAAGCCAAAUUUUUCAUUUUUGGGAAAUGUGAGGCUUGAUUUGUCUUUCAGACUGAUUAGAACGUCUUAAAAUAGCAUUUCUGGACACUAAAAUGCGUUUUAGCUUCAUUUUAUUCAAUGUGUUAAGAAAAUGGAUAAAAAUACCGUUCCUGAAUCCUUUUUUCUGGUUUUUAACGUUAAAAAAUGUUUUUUUUUCAGUUUUUGAAGCGUUCUAGCUCCAAAAUCACCAUUUUUCUAGGCUGAUGGUCAAGACGAGUUGAAACGCCAACAAUUGAUGAUUCUUGCCAAUAUGAAUGGAACUUAUCGUCCAAGAUCAGCUGCAGCAAUUGCAGCAGCCGCUGCGAAUUCGACAGCUUCAGGAGGAGUUGGAGAUUAUCAAUUUGAAAGUGAGCAAGGAAAACUCUAGAAAAUCCCCCGAAACAAAUUAUAUAUUUUUCAUUUUCAGAUCUUCUUCCAUUUGGCUAUCGUCUUCCAACCGUCGGUCCGAAUUGUCAUCACGAAAAGAUGGUCAAAUCGUUGUUGUCGAUGGGAUUGCCGAAUUCGAAGCCGCCGGUUGUCGAAAAUACGGAUUGUUCGAAUCCGAGAUGUGCGGUGUUUAGAAAUUUGUUGGGAAAUGAGGCGAAUCAUCAUCAAAAUGGAUCAUUGACGUAAGGAAACACGUCCUCGUGUGUCGUUGGACGCGUUGCGGUCACGCGCUGCGUGCUUUAUUUGAAGCACGCAGUGCAUGACCGCAACGCGUCCACGUCAUAACUCAUCAUAAGAGUUGAGCUAACUUCUGAGAGCAGAAUCUGACCAGAAGGUCAAAAUGUGACAGAGAAAAAACAGCGGAAGCAAGUCCCUCGUAAAUAUUUCGAAAAUGAAUGAAUGUCGGUGUGUGCGCGCGCGGUCGCGAUGCGGUCGAAAUAAAAUCAAUAUCGCCAAAUUUUCUCAUUUUUCCUCGAAAAUUUUGUUUUUUACACAAAAUGGUCAUUUUUUGUGAAAAAAACAAGAUUUUUUGAGGGAAAAAUGAGAAAAAUUAUUGAUUUUAUUUCGACCGCAUCGCGACCGCGCGCGCACACACCGGCAUUCAUUGAUUUUCGAAAUAUUUAUGAGAGACUAGCUACCGCUGUCUGCUUGUCAGAAGUUAGCUCAACUCUGAAAAUAAGCUAUGACGUUGCGGUCAUGCGCUACGUGCUUCAAAUGCAAAAAUGAAGCACGCAGCGCGUGACCGCAACGCGUUCAAAGACAUUUGUGCUCUGAAAUAUUCAGAGUUAAGCUAAGUAGUUUUUGACAUCUGAAGCCCUACGCUCUUCUAAAAACCUAUCAAAUUUUUGUUUCCAGAAAAUUCGAAGAUGUCUUAAAUGCGAUGCAAUUGUAUGAAGUUAUCAAUCGAAUUCGAAUCUCGGAAAGUUCGGCAAACUUUGGCCGAAAAUUGAAUGUACAAAGGAAAUAG
This is a messenger RNA of Caenorhabditis angaria, 10449 nucleotides long. The record is from the annotation of a GenBank genome assembly. Lineage: Eukaryota; Metazoa; Nematoda; Chromadorea; Rhabditida; Rhabditidae.